AUGAUGUUGAACCGUUUUCCACUUCGCUCGACAUCUGGGAGCUCCCAGCGGGCAAGCAGUGUUGGUCCCAGACCACAAGGACAGGGCUUGGCACCACCCCAGGAUGGUAGACCUCGUGGUCGCUCACUGCUCGGUUCUGACGCAGGCCUCUCGACCCGCUCUGGUCCCACUGCAGGUCGCAGAGGUGUCAGCUCGAACUCUCGACCCCAAGCGGCACGUAGGCAGGGUCAUCAACAGAGUUCUACAUCUACGUCAGAAUCCCAGGUUAUUCCGACCAUCACCUCAUCACGCCCGAUUUCUCCCGCCGGAUCGUCUGAUAUUGACCAACCUAUCAGUGCGGAUGUUAACGCGGGUGUUCGGCGUCGACGGAAUUCUAGUGUUGAUGCAAUGCAACUCACCCCAAGGCGCACCAAGCGGCUCAAAACACAUGCCCAACAACUUGCCACUGAUCACGGAGUACCUUUGAAGAAACUACUAGCAUUUAUUGAGAAUGGUAAUUUGUUCCAUAUGCUUCUUGAGUUGAGGGCCGGCCAACUCAAACGAGAAGAAGAGAACGAAGUAAAUGUCUUGCAGGAUCUAGAGAAAUUACUCACCUCAAAGGAUUUCGAGAGUGCACUAAAGGGCCGCCUGACUGCUUGCAUGCUAUCCCCCAACCUAACCGCAUAUGUGACCGACACACAGCAACAUAUCAUGGACUUCAUCAAAGAGCACGGUGAUCUUUUCAAGAUUUCCGAGGGCCUCUUUGAUGACAAUGAGUUGCGUGCGCUACUGAGCAAAUUGGUCACGCGACUUUUGGCGACCAUCCGUGGCGCCAUCAAGACCACGCUAACCACAUCAAUCAGCAAAAGAUUGAGCAUCAUGGACGCCCUCAAACCAAUCAUACAUAGCGGCAUGGAGGUUGAUUCUUCGCACUGGACAAGAUUUGCAUUCUUGUUAGCGGCGAUGUCUUCUGACCACGAAAAAAUCGCCCUCAAGGAUCUCUUCUCCCCCUACCUCAUUCCCUCACUUCAUCCAGAUCUUCAAUGCCACAUAAUGAGCCAGCUCCACGUCGACAUCCAACAGCUGGCGGAGGAGUUCCAACAGAGCCACCCAGACCUCGUCUUUGGGCAUCAAGAUGAAUCCCCUGACACCACCAAUAAUAAUGCGAACAACCGUGACAACACCCAAGUAGCGGACUCGGAAGAGCAUGUGGGUCCAAACACAGAUGCGGAUGCGGAUGUGGACGCGGACGCGGACGGGAUUGCGGAUGCGGAUGCAAACUUGGAUGCGGACGUGGACGCACACGCACACGCGGAUGACGAUGAUGGCGCUGAUUCUGGCUUUGGACUUCAAGGCUCUCCCCCCAAGUGGAACAAACAGAAGUUCUGGAACUACGUCGAUGCAAUGCUAGAGCAAGUUCGUGACAGUGCAUACCGUGAAACAGGCACUCGUUCUGGCUCGAAGUAUGAAGACGCAUACCGCAAGGCAAUGAUCGAAGUUCUCCAGCUUGAUUUGCAGGAAUUCCCUGGUCGCCGCAAAGGUCCGACUGUCAUGAACUUGAAGGUUAUGCAGCCUGUGUGGCAGGAUACAAUUCAGAAGAAUCUCUUAUGGUGA
Suillus plorans is the source of this 1593-nucleotide messenger RNA. RefSeq lists its product as uncharacterized. The record is from RefSeq and is a predicted model, not a curated record. The coding region runs from base 1 to 1593 and encodes 530 amino acids. The transcript is spliced from 8 exons. Lineage: Eukaryota; Fungi; Basidiomycota; Agaricomycetes; Boletales; Suillaceae.